Molecule: messenger RNA, 681 nt
Organism: Impatiens glandulifera
Lineage: Eukaryota; Viridiplantae; Streptophyta; Magnoliopsida; Ericales; Balsaminaceae
Product: E3 ubiquitin-protein ligase RSL1-like
Exons: 2
Coding region: 1-681 (226 amino acids)
Biological process (GO): protein polyubiquitination; positive regulation of proteasomal ubiquitin-dependent protein catabolic process; ubiquitin-dependent protein catabolic process
Cellular component (GO): ubiquitin ligase complex; cytoplasm
Molecular function (GO): ubiquitin conjugating enzyme binding; ubiquitin protein ligase activity; zinc ion binding
Source: RefSeq, a predicted model, not a curated record
AUGGGCAACAAACUGCAAAGAUGUAUCGGAAAAGAUGUAUCAAAUUCCUCCGCCACCGUAUCCUCACCAGAACCACCGUCUCAGUUGGAAAGCUUCACCUGCAACAUAUGUCACGAGCCCACCCUUCCAUAUGAACGAAAAUUUAAGAAUAAACACAUUUGUGAUCACACUUUCUGCAAAGACUGCAUUAACAAGUAUGUCCAAGUCAAGGUUAAUGAACACAAUGUUGCAAAGAUCAAGUGCCCUAGCUUAUGCUGUGAUUUCAACUUGGAUCCACUUUCAUGUAGUUUGAUCCUCCCAGCUAAGAUUUUCGAAAAAUGGUGUGACUUCUUAUGCCAGGAUGCCAUCUUGGGGGUGGAUCAUUGUUAUUGCCCUAAUAAAGAGUGUUCUGCAUUGAUCAUGAACGAAUGUGGAGGAAAAGUGAAGAGAUCGGUUUGUCCUAAUUGUAAACAAUUGUUAUGUUUCAAUUGUAAAAUAUCAUGGCAUGAUGGUUUUUCAUGUGAAGAAAGUGGAGUGAUUAGGGAUGCUGAAGAUGUAGCUUUUAAGGUUCUUGAAAAGGUAAAUAACUGGAAACGGUGCCCUAAAUGCAGGCAUUGUGUUGAGCUUUGGGAAGAUGUGGAAUUCAGUUUUGCUACAAUUGCGGAAAGAAGAAGAAUAGUCAUUGGUGCGGAUGCACCAUAA